Messenger RNA from Trichomonas vaginalis G3, 4470 nucleotides. RefSeq names its product Ankyrin repeat family. Gene Ontology annotation, cellular component: nucleus; cytoplasm. The record is from RefSeq and is a predicted model, not a curated record. Bases 1 to 4470 code for a protein of 1489 amino acids. Gene Ontology annotation, molecular function: protein binding. The transcript has a single exon. Lineage: Eukaryota; Parabasalia; Trichomonadida; Trichomonadidae.
AUGUUUGAUACUCCAUCCUUAUGUGAAUGUUUUCUUUCACAGGUUUCAAAUGUCAAUGAAAAGGAUAAUAAGGGACAAACAGUUCUUCAUUAUGCAACAAGAUUUAAAAGUAAAGAAACUGCUGAAUUUCUUAUUUCACAUGGUGCAAAUAUCAAUGAAAAAGAUAAUAAUGGAACAACAGCUCUUCAUUUAGCAACAUAUUUGAAUAGUAAAGAAACAGUUGAACUUCUUAUUUCACAUGGUGCAAAUAUCAAUGAAAAAGAUGAAUAUGGACAAACAGUUCUUCAUUAUGCAGCAGAAAAUAAUAGUAAAGAAACUGCUGAACUUCUUAUUUCACAUGGUGCAAAUAUCAAUGAAAAAAAUAAAAAUGGAGCAACAGUUCUUCAUUAUGCAGCAAGAUCUAAUAGAAAAGAAACAGUUGAACUUCUUAUUUCACAUGGUGCAAAUAUCAAUGAAAAAGAUAAAUAUGGAGCAACAGCUCUUCGUAUUGCAGCAGAAAAUAAUAGUAAAGAAACAGUUGAACUUCUUAUUUCACAUGGUGCAAAUAUCAAUGAAAAAGAUAACGAUGGACAAACAGCUCUUCAUUAUGCAGCAAGAUCUAAUAGUAAAGAAUAUAUCGAAUUUCUUAUUUCACAUGGUGCAAAUAUCAAUGAAAAAGAUAACGAUGGAGCAACAGUUCUUCAUUAUGCAGCAAGAUCUAAUAGAAAAGAAACAGUUGAACUUCUUAUUUCACAUGGUGCAAAUAUCAAUGAAAAAGAUAAAAAUGGAGCAACAGUUCUUCAUUAUGCAGCAAGUAAUAAUAGAAAAGAAACAGUUGAACUUCUUAUUUCACAUGGUGCAAAUAUCAAUGAAAAAGAUAACGAUGGACAAACAGUUCUUCCUUAUGCAGCAAGAUCUAAUAGUAAAGAAACAGUUGAACUUCUUAUUUCACAUGGUGCAAAUAUCAAUGAAAAAGAUAAUAAUGGACAAACAGCUCUUCAUUAUGCAGCAAGAUCUAAUAGUAAAGAAUAUAUCGAAUUUCUUAUUUCACAUGGUGCAAAUAUCAAUGAAAAAGAUAAUAAUGGAGCAACAGCUCUUCAUAUUGCAGCAAGAUCUAAUAGUAAAGAAUAUAUCGAAUUUCUUAUUUCACAUGGUGCAAAUAUCAAUGAAAAAGAUAACGAUGGACAAACAGUUCUUCAUUAUGCAGCAGAAAAUAAUAGUAAAGAAACAGUUGAACUUCUUAUUUCACAUGGUGCAAAUAUCAAUGAAAAAGAUAAAUAUGGAACAACAGCUCUUCCUUAUGCAGCAAGUAAUAAUAGAAAAGAAACAGUUGAACUUCUUAUUUCACAUGGUGCAAAUAUCAAUGAAAAAGAUAAAAAUGGAGCAACAGUUCUUCAUUAUGCAGCAGAAUAUAAUAGUAAAGAAUAUAUCGAAUUUCUUAUUUCACAUGGUGCAAAUAUCAAUGAAAAAGAUAACGAUGGACAAACAGUUCUUCAUUAUGCAACAAGUAAUAAUAGAAAAGAAACAGUUGAACUUCUUAUUUCACAUGGUGCAAAUAUCAAUGAAAAAGAUAAAUAUGGAACAACAGCUCUUCAUUAUGCAGCAGAAAAUAAUAGUAAAGAAACAGUUGAACUUCUUAUUUCACAUGGUGCAAAUAUCAAUGAAAAAGAUAACGAUGGACAAACAGUUCUUCCUUAUGCAGCAAGAUCUAAUAGAAAAGAAACAGUUGAACUUCUUAUUUCACAUGGUGCAAAUAUCAAUGAAAAAGAUAAAAAUGGAGCAACAGUUCUUCAUUAUGCAGCAGAAUAUAAUAGUAAAGAAUAUAUCGAAUUUCUUAUUUCACAUGGUGCAAAUAUCAAUGAAAAAGAUAAUAAUGGAGCAACAGCUCUUCGUAUUGCAGCAAGAUCUAAUAGUAAAGAAACAGUUGAACUUCUUAUUUCACAUGGUGCAAAUAUCAAUGAAAAAAAUAAAAAUGGAACAACAGUUCUUCAUUAUGCAGCAAGUAAUAAUAGAAAAGAAACAGUUGAACUUCUUAUUUCACAUGGUGCAAAUAUCAAUGAAAAAGAUAAUAAUGGAGCAACAGCUCUUCGUAUUGCAGCAAGAUCUAAUAGUAAAGAAACAGUUGAACUUCUUAUUUCACAUGGUGCAAAUAUCAAUGAAAAAGAUAAAUAUGGAACAACAGUUCUUCAUUAUGCAGCAAGUAAUAAUAGAAAAGAAACAGUUGCACUUCUUAUUUCACAUGGUGCAAAUAUCAAUGAAAAAGAUAACGAUGGACAAACAGCUCUUCAUUAUGCAGCAGAAAAUAAUAGUAAAGAAACAGUUGAACUUCUUAUUUCACAUGGUGCAAAUAUCAAUGAAAAAGAUAACGAUGGACAAACAGCUCUUCAUUAUGCAGCAGAAAAUAAUAGUAAAGAAACAGUUGAACUUCUUAUUUCACAUGGUGCAAAUAUCAAUGAAAAAGAUAACGAUGGACAAACAGCUCUUCAUUAUGCAGCAAGAGCUAAUAGUAAAGAAACAGUUGAACUUCUUAUUUCACAUGGUGCAAAUAUCAAUGAAAAAGAUAAAAAUGGAGCAACAGUUCUUCAUUAUGCAGCAAGUAAUAAUAGAAAAGAAACAGUUGAACUUCUUAUUUCACAUGGUGCAAAUAUCAAUGAAAAAGAUAAAAAUGGAGCAACAGUUCUUCAUUAUGCAGCAAGAUCUAAUAGAAAAGAAACAGUUGAACUUCUUAUUUCACAUGGUGCAAAUAUCAAUGAAAAAGAUAAAUAUGGAGCAACAGCUCUUCGUAUUGCAGCAGAAAAUAAUAGUAAAGAAACAGUUGAACUUCUUAUUUCACAUGGUGCAAAUAUCAAUGAAAAAGAUGAAUAUGGACAAACAGCUCUUCAUUAUGCAGCAAGAUCUAAUAGAAAAGAAACAGUUGAACUUCUUAUUUCACAUGGUGCAAAUAUCAAUGAAAAAGAUAACGAUGGACAAACAGUUCUUCAUUAUGCAACAAGAUUUAAAAGUAAAGAAACUGCUGAAUUUCUUAUUUCACAUGGUGCAAAUAUCAAUGAAAAAGAUAACGAUGGACAAACAGCUCUUCAUUAUGCAGCAGAAAAUAAUAGUAAAGAAACAGUUGAACUUCUUAUUUCACAUGGUGCAAAUAUCAAUGAAAAAGAUGAAUAUGGACAAACAGUUCUUCAUUAUGCAGCAGAAAAUAAUAGUAAAGAAACAGUUGAACUUCUUAUUUCACAUGGUGCAAAUAUCAAUGAAAAAGAUGAAUAUGGACAAACAGUUCUUCCUUAUGCAGCAAGAUCUAAUAGUAAAGAAACAGUUGAACUUCUUAUUUCACAUGGUGCAAAUAUCAAUGAAAAAGAUAAUAAUGGACAAACAGCUCUUCAUUAUGCAGCAAGAUCUAAUAGUAAAGAAUAUAUCGAAUUUCUUAUUUCACAUGGUGCAAAUAUCAAUGAAAAAGAUAAUAAUGGAGCAACAGCUCUUCGUAUUGCAGCAAGAUCUAAUAGUAAAGAAUAUAUCGAAUUUCUUAUUUCACAUGGUGCAAAUAUCAAUGAAAAAGAUAAAUAUGGAACAACAGCUCUUCAUUAUGCAGCAGAAAAUAAUAGUAAAGAAACAGUUGAACUUCUUAUUUCACAUGGUGCAAAUAUCAAUGAAAAAAAUAAAAAUGGAACAACAGUUCUUCAUUAUGCAGCAAGUAAUAAUAGAAAAGAAACAGUUGAACUUCUUAUUUCACAUGGUGCAAAUAUCAAUGAAAAAAAUAAAAAUGGAGCAACAAUUCUUCAUUAUGCAGCAAGUAAUAAUAGUAAAGAAACAGUUGAACUUCUUAUUUCACAUGGUGCAAAUAUCAAUGAAAAAGAUAACGAUGGAGCAACAGUUCUUCAUUAUGCAGCAAGUAAUAAUAGUAAAGAAACAGUUGAACUUCUUAUUUCACAUGGUGCAAAUAUCAAUGAAAAAGAUAACGAUGGACAAACAGCUCUUCAUUAUGCAGCAGAAAAUAAUAGAAAAGAAACAGUUGAACUUCUUAUUUCACAUGGUGCAAAUAUCAAUGAAAAAGAUAACGAUGGACAAACAGCUCUUCAUUAUGCAGCAGAAAAUAAUAGAAAAGAAACAGUUGAACUUCUUAUUUCACAUGGUGCAAAUAUCAAUGAAAAAGAUAACGAUGGACAAACAGCUCUUCAUUAUGCAGCAAGAUCUAAUAGUAAAGAAUAUAUCGAAUUUCUUAUUUCACAUGGUGCAAAUAUCAAUGAAAAAGAUAAUAAUGGAGCAACAGCUCUUCAUAUUGCAGCAAGAUCUAAUAGUAAAGAAUAUAUCGAAUUUCUUAUUUCACAUGGUGCAAAUAUCAAUGAAAAAGAUAACGAUGGACAAACAGUUCUUCAUUAUGCAGCAGAAAAUAAUAGUAAAGAAACAGUUGAACUUCUUAUUUCACAUGGUGCAAAUAUCAAUGAAAAAGAUAACGAUGGACAAACUGCUCUUCAAAAUGCUCCAUGCUAUAUCUUAUAA